This is a messenger RNA of Miscanthus lutarioriparius, 447 nucleotides long. The record is from the annotation of a GenBank genome assembly. NCBI's taxonomy places the organism in Eukaryota, Viridiplantae, Streptophyta, Magnoliopsida, Poales, Poaceae.
AUGCCGUUGGCAAGGGGCUCGAACCUAACCCUAGAUGUUGCACAGCCGCAUGGAGAUGCUCCUUCUCCUGGGUCAUGCGCUCAUGCUACGGGCUGCUGCCCUCUUCUUCCGCAGCGAAGCAGGGGUGGGCCGGGCUGGGAGAAGGCGGCGCGGCAGGGAACACGGUGUCGGCAGCGUGGCAGGGAGCACGGCGUCGGCGGCGCGGCCUGGCAGCGGGACGGGAGCGGAGGGGGCGCGCCGAGACCGGACGAGUGCGGGGGGCGCGGUGACUGGGCGGAGUGGCUCGUGCGUGCGGUCGUGCGGGAGGAGAUUGGGGCGGGUUGUGCGGCCGUGCGGGGAAGGGGAGGCGGCGGUGUGCGGCACAAAUUUCGAUGCGGCUUCACCACGGUUUGGAGAACGGGUCGAGUUCUGUCUUUUCGGAGUAGAGAUGAACUUAAAACAAACUAG